AUGUCCACAUCUAACGCGUUAACACGACAAAUUAACGAUAAUGGAAGGCAAGUCUUUUUGACGUGUUAUGGAAUAGUUUUUAUUUUUAAUGAAGGAAGUCUUCUUUCGUUAGGAAUCCCUGUGGAUGAUCCUGCUUACUUUUUACUAUACCGUCAACAGUACAGCGAUUUCCAACUUUAUAAACAACGAGAACACGACCGAUAUACCCGCAGUCUUAAAGCAAUACUUACUUGGGGACAGGCACCUGAAGCUGCUACUCUGAAGGCUAAAGAGGCGCUUGCUAUACUAGAGCAAGAAAAGAAAUCACAGUCAAUUGCCAAGUUUUGGGAGAAUGUCGCGUCUGUAGAAGAUCAGAGGAUGGCGGCUAUAGCUAAACGCAGAGUUGUGGUGGAAGAGCACACUACCAAUGUUACGCAGUCAGUUUUCCAACAAGAUCAGUUUAUACGAGAUAAGUAUGCAAGACACUUAGCAGAUGAUCUAUAUCAAGAGUCUGAUGAUGAUUUUAUGCCUAUCAGGAAACAAAAGCGGAAAAAGCUAUCAUUGUCAAAGGUUAGCAUUAGGGCAUGA
This is a messenger RNA of Paraglomus occultum, 567 nucleotides long. The record is from the annotation of a GenBank genome assembly. NCBI's taxonomy places the organism in Eukaryota, Fungi, Glomeromycota, Glomeromycetes, Paraglomerales, Paraglomeraceae.